CUUUCAACGUCAGCAGAAAAACACAUCUCAACCUAAAUCUCAUCACAAAAUGGCUUCCAAGCUUUCCUCUCUCUUUGCAUGUGUUCUCAUUACCACCAUCCUUCUUGCCACUACAUGGCAAGCAGUUGCAAGACGCCAUACUAAACUAAAGAACUCAUACAAAGGGGACAAGAAAGAACCUCAGUUUUUGUUCCCUUCUGAUGGUUAUAUUCCUGGCUUUGGGAGAUUAGGGUUUCCUCCUUUCUUUGGGUUUACACCUCAGAAUCCAAACACUGGUAGUGAUGGUGGUGGUGGUGGUGGUGAUGUAGAGGCAGCACCAGUUUCAGGUGGUGGGAAUGGAUUACAAGUACCACCAGUUUCAGGUGGUGGAUAUGUUCCAGGUGGCGAUGGCACCUUUGUCCCAAACCCUGGUUUUGAGGUUCCAAGCCCUAGAAAUGGUGGUGGAGUUCCAGUUCCAGUAAAUCCGUGAGUACGGUGUCAGUGUAGUGAUGGUGAGCUACGUAGCAUGCAUGUUGUUAUGUUAUGGUUUUGCAAAAUUGAAGUACUAGCUAGUCUACUGUUUUUUGUGUUGGUGAAUAAGUUUUAUGUGUAGCUACUAUGAGUGAUAUGCAGAGUCUUUCUGCUACUUCAAAUGUGUGUAAUGUUUGCUGGUUGGAUUUCUU
Messenger RNA from Vigna radiata var. radiata (mung bean), 662 nucleotides. RefSeq names its product putative cell wall protein. Bases 50 to 469 code for a protein of 139 amino acids. NCBI's taxonomy places the organism in Eukaryota, Viridiplantae, Streptophyta, Magnoliopsida, Fabales, Fabaceae. The transcript has a single exon. The record is from RefSeq and is a predicted model, not a curated record.